Messenger RNA from Mugil cephalus (flathead mullet), 13299 nucleotides. It is a transcript of the gene akap9, whose product is annotated as A kinase (PRKA) anchor protein 9. The transcript has 55 exons. The record is from RefSeq and is a predicted model, not a curated record. The coding region runs from base 164 to 12805 and encodes 4213 amino acids. NCBI's taxonomy places the organism in Eukaryota, Metazoa, Chordata, Actinopteri, Mugiliformes, Mugilidae. Gene Ontology annotation, molecular function: molecular adaptor activity. Gene Ontology annotation, biological process: signal transduction.
CAUGGCGGCGGACUACCAGCAAGGAGACAGCUAGUGACUGCGAGUGGAAGCGAGCUAGACACCGGACAAGAAAUAUUUCUCCGUUAGCGUUUAGAUUUUUUUUUCUUUCUGAUAUCUCGUAUGAAGCAACUUCCCUCUUGUCUCAGCCACAGGGACGACGGUGAUGGAGGACGAGGAGAGGCAAAAGAAGCUGGAGGCCGGCAAAGCAAAGUUGGCUGAGUACCGGCAGAGAAAAGCUCACGCCGACUCCCAGAAGAAGCAGAAGAAGAAGAAGAAAAAGAAGUCGGCGGACGACUCGGAGGGAGAUUCGCAGGGAAGAGUGGAGGUCGAACCGGAUCCGUCCGUGGGAGGAGAGGAGGUCCCGACCGGAGGAGAAGGAGAAGGAGAAGGAGGAGGAGGAGGAGGAGGAGGAGAUGGGUCACAAGGAGGAAAUAAAGACCCACCCACUACUGAGUUUACCUUCACCAAGACACUGAGGAGCGGAGAGACUGUUAAGCAUGACCAGACCUACAACAUAGAGCCGGAGAGUGAAGUGUCCACCACCGCUGAAGAUUAUUCCUCAGAGGUAAAUGGGUGCCACGAUGAGCUGACAGAAAUCCUAAUGAUGUCUUCGAAGGAUUUUAUCUGGGAGGAAGUUGACACCCUGCAAAAGGUGGCGAAAGGAGGUACGAUGCAGGAUAUGGAGGACGCACUCGCAGCCGAGACCCAGGGAGUGGAGGAACUGAGUCAAGAGCUUGCCUUUGGUUCAGAAGGAGUACAGCAGCUGCAGGAUUUUGAAGCAGCCCUGAAGCAGAGAGAUGGCAUCAUCACUCAGCUCACAUCCAACCUUCAGCAGGCUCGCGAAGAGAAAGAUGAGAUCAUGAAAGAAUUCCUGGCUCUGACGGAACAAAGCCAAAACCUACAAAUUCAAUUCCAGCAGCUGCAGGCAGGCGAGACGCUGAGGAAUACCAGCCACAGCAGCACUGCAGCAGAUCUUCUGCAGGCCAGGCAGCAGAUAGUUCAGUACCAACAGCAACUGGACGAGAUGAAUGUUGAGGUCAGAAAACACCAGGAGAAGAAUAGUGAACAGCUGGAGCACAUCAGCCAGCUCCAGCAGAAGCUCAGUGAGAUGGAGAUGUCAGGGAGAAGAUCAGAAGAAACAUUUACGCAAAGGUUAAACGAGAAGGACCUGCUGAUUGCCGAACGAGAAAAAGUUGUCCUGAGCCAGGAGCAGUCGCUGACAGAGUUAAGAACUGCGGAGGAGUCCUUUGCACAAACGCUGAAAGAAAGAAAUCUGAUCAUUUCAGAGCAAACUGCAAUAAUCACAGAGCACGAGCGGUCAUUGAACCUGCUCAGAGAGGAAAUUGCUAAUGUGGGAAGGACUGCAGGUGAGAAUAUUAUGCCCGAGUCUAAUGAGAAAGACCUCAUCAUAGCAGAGCAAGAGAGAGUCAUUUCAGAACGUGAAUGCUCCCUCACGCAGCUCGAGGAUGAGCUGGAGUCCUCUGAGAAACGCCUGUAUGACCUCCAGCAGCUAAUGGCCGCAAAGGAAUCCGAGCUUGAAAGAUGUCUGGAUGAGUUGGAAGGCACUAAGUCUGACUUAGAGAGUUGUAAAAGUGAAAUAGAGACUUGUAAAUUACAAAUGGAGAAAGAGCGAGUGGAGUUAGAAAGCUGUAAGAGUGAACUUGCAGCCUCCAGACAGAAAGAGCGAAUGUCUUCUAAUGAAAUCAUGCAGCUCAUGGGAACAGUAGAAAAUCUGCAGAAGCGUUAUCACCGAGGCAGCCUGUCUGAGAGUGACACCAUCCAAAAAAUGCAGGAAGAGACUCUAAGGAAGCUCGAACUUCUCAGGGCAGAGCUGGACGAGAUGUACGGCCAGCAGAUAGUUCAGAUGAAGCAGGAGCUUAAUUUGCAGCAUGCGGCGAGAGUGCAGCAAAUGACUGAGCAGCAUCAUUCUGAACUUGAGUUUCUAAAAAAAGAAUUGUCUCAGUGCUCCACUAGCAGCACUGUUGAAGUAAAAACUCUUAAUGCCAAGAUUUGGGAGCUUCAAGAAACUUUAGCGCACUCCCAAGCGAUGCACGAUGAAGCCAGACAUGAGCUUAGCCAACUCGCUGAAGAGAAGAUCAGCCUGCAGGCAAAGGUUGAAGAUCUCCUUCAAGACCUCCAUUUAGCUAAAGAAGAAGUGGAGCAGGCCUCCCACAGUCUCAUCACUCAGGAAAGCAAACAAGAUGAACUGCAGCGGCUCCAGGAGACCAUUGACAAUCUGAAGAGCGAGCUGUCUGCUACUCAGGAAGCUGCGCAAGAAGCCGAAGCGAAGCACGAAUCCGAGAUAACGAAUUACAAAAUCAAGCUGGAGAUGCUGGAGAGGGAGAAGGAUGCUGUGCUCGACCGCAUGGCGGAGUCACAGGAAGCGGAGCUGGAACGACUGAGGACUCAACUUCUGUUUAGCCACGAGGAAGAGCUCACGCUCCUGCGUGAGCAACUGCAAAGUGAAAGUUUCCUGAACACAGAAAACCUUCUCAACGAAGCUGCUAUCAAACACGAGAAAGCGUUGGAUGAGGUGCGCGUUGGUUAUCAAGAAGAACUGCAUUUGUUGCAAAGAGAGAAGGUGAGUUUUGCCACAGAGCGCGAUGAGCUCUUGCACCAAAUUCUUGGCCUUAAAGAGGAUCUGAAGAUGGCUUUGCACAGCUCUAGAGCAGAUGAGCUAGUCCAGCAGCUCCAGGAACUUCAGGUGGAGCUCGAGGAACUUCGAAAGGGUGGAGAAGAGCGCUCUACAAUGGAGAAUGAGAUUAAGACGUUAUUGAAAAAGACAGAGGAGCUUGAAAACCAGACAAAAGAGAAAGAACAGCGUUGGGAGAACACACUGAAGGAGCAUGAACAGGCAAAGGAGUCACUGGUCCAGUCUAAUAACGCCUUGAAAGAGGAGUUGGGCUCAAAAAAUAUGAAAAUUGAGACACUCGCAGAAGAGAAGAAUCAAAUGCAGCAACAAGUAGUUGAGCUUAGUGAGGAAAUUGAAAAGCAGAGGACUACUUUCUCUUUCGCGGAAAAGAAUUUUGAGGUGAACUAUCAGGAGCUCAAAGAAGAGUACACGUCCCUCAUUGAGGCAAAGACGCAGUUAGAGGAGAGGACUCGGAAGGAGACGCUUGAAUUUGAAGCGAAAAUUUCCAGCCUUCAGUCGCAGAUCCGAGGGCUUGAGGAACGUCCCGGAGGCCGUAAAAUGGACGUCACAGACACGGGCGGCAAAUCUGUGGUCGAGAAAGAUUCUACUGAGCUAAUGGAGAAGCUUAAUGUUACACUGAGCGAGAAGGAAAGCCUGACUGCGAGGCUUUCAGAAGUUACAGAGGAACUGAUGUUUACAGAGAGCAAAGCGGGACAGCUGGAGCAAGACCUGACGAAUGCGCGACAAGAAAACGCAAAGGUCAUCGCCCAAAAUGAAAGCCUGCGGAAGGAACUGGAAGAAAAGCAGGAGAUUAUGAGAGAGCAGAUGAGAGGGCAGGGUUCCCAGAGACAAGCUAAGCUAAAGGGAGAAGCUGUUGAGCCAGUUCGCUCGCUGGAGGAUCACCACCUUCAGAUUCAAUCUCUGCAAGAGGAGAUAAAGGCUCUCCAGUCCCUCUUACGGGCAGCCGAAGCCGAGAGAGGCGGCGUCGGGCAGACCCCGGAGCUCCAGAGGCUUUCGCAGGCUCCGUCCCCGGCGGCGGCUCGGUCUUUGUGGGAGGGACCUGUUGAAGGACGAUCCUCCGUGCACAAGUCCACAGCCUCAGGGUCAAGCAGGCGCAAGAGACGGCAGAGGUCGAAGCAGGAGCGGAAAGUGGGCACCGCUCUUUCUGACAGCAGAGAGGAGAGGCAGAGGGAGGAGGAGGAGGAGGAGGAAGAGGCACCGGUGGAGGAAGAGGGAGCGAAAAGUGCUGCAGACGACGGGAUGCAGCCUCAGAUGGAGAGCCAGGUUAUGUCAUGUUCACAAGAGAGGGCCGGUAAGGAGGACUCCACUGACGGGUACCAGGGAGACAGAGGCAGGGACCACACCAACAAAGGGGUGAGCUGGGAUGGGACGGGCGGCCACGCGGAGCUCGUCGAGUGUCAGAGAGCAGAAGGAGGAGAGACUGCUGAGCAUGGUGAGUGCAGGCUGCAGAUGGAGGCCCAGCGCAUUAGCAUGUCUCAGAUCCACGCCGCCCAGCUGGAGCUGCUGCAGGAGGAGACGGACGCCCGCACGCACUCUCUGGAGCUGAAACUGCGGGACCUGAAAGAUGGAAACGGCCAGGGUGAACGAAAAAUCUCCAGAUACCAAAACGUAAUGCAGGCCGUGUCAGAGGAAUGCAGCGAGAUUAUUCUGGCUUUUGGAAAGAUGUUUGGCGAAGGGUUUUUGGAGAGUGCAGAUGCAGACCACCGGCCGCUGAUUUCAGAGGAGAGACCAGAAACUAGUGAAUCCGCCUCAGUUGUCCUUGAGGCCCGAGCGCUGUACAGAGAUCUCCAGCAGGUGAAGGAGACGAUCGAGCAGGAACAUCAUCGACUCUCGCAGCUCCAGGUUUUGCUGAGAGCUGACGGAGACAAGAUCGCUGCACUGCAGACGGCGUAUGAUGAACUGAAAAGCAGCAGCGAGAAGGAGAUCUCUGACCUCCGCGUGCAGGUCGCCCCUUUAAGCCCCUCGUCAAUCAGAGAUCCGGACGAGCAGGCCGGAGCGUCUGCUUCCCUCGCGGCGGACGUGCAGAGGCUGAAGGCUGAGGCUCAGGAGAAGCAGCUGCAGCUGGAGGAGAGUCACAGGCAGGAGAUGGAGCGUCUCAGAGCCCACUACCAGUGUCAGGCCACGGAGACGGAGGAGCGGUACGCGACCGAGCUCGUCAUGCUGCAACACCGCCUGCAGGAGGUCACGGGGACUGAGAACUAUUACAGCCUGUCCAGCGUCCCAGAGUCCAGCUCUGAGAGGAAGGAGGAGCACACAGAGGAGCUAAAGGAUGUGAGUGAGGAGGAGUUGUCAGAGGGAGGUGGGGAGUCGGGCUGGUCGGCCAGGUCCCCCGGCCUGAGAGCACAGCUGCAGGCGCUGAGGAAAGCUCUCCACCACAAGUACGUCCAAGAAGUCGCCGCUCUCAAGGAGCAGCACAGCAAUGAGCUGAGGAGGCUGAGGGAAGAAAGGGAGCAGGACAGGAGGGGAGAGGAGCGUCGGGACCUCAACGGUAUCAACGGCGCCGGAAGCUCCACUGAGAGCCUCGGGGUGACCGGCCAGGUCCUCCUGGAAGAGAGGCAGCACUGGGAGAGAGUGGAGGAGGAAGUUGCCAAGGCUAUAGUUCAGAUGUCCGUCGAGUUUGCACAGCAGUCCGAGCUGGCUCGAAUCAACAAACGCGCCGGCCAGAUGAGCACCUCCAUGCAGACGCAGCCCGGUGAAGAGGAGGUGGAGGACAAGGAGGCAGAGGAGCAGACUCCCAUCGCUUCCCCUGCAACAGGCGCCUGGCUGGAGGAGGAGGAGAGGGAGAGGCUGGAAAAGGAGCUGGAAGAGAGAAACGCUGAGAUCAGAAAGUUAAAGGAGGAGCUGCAGAAAUCAGGACCUGAUCAGGCCUUAAAGACGGCGGGUGAUGGCGAGGGAGAAGUUGAGGAGGAUCCAGGCGGGCCGGGAACGACGCAGGCUGGCGCGCGCAAAUCAUCGCUGCAGGAUGAUGGAGAGUCCUCUGAUAAGGAUACUGAAAGAAAUCUGUUACAAAAAGCCAACAAGACGCUUGGUCAGGUAUUGGUUGAUGUCCUGAAGACAACAGCAGCAGCGGAGGAAACUAUGGGCCUCCACAUGCAGAGUUUGCGUGAUGCUUCAGGUGGCGUGCAGCCGCCUCACUCCACCACACAGAGAGCCGUCAGACCUUACGCUGCAGAAAGUGGCCAGAGCAGUGGGACCGGCGCAGACGACAGAAAUGUGUGGCCCGGGGAGAUGGAGGCCAACGAGGGUCUGGAGUUGUCCCAGCAGAUGAUGGACAGCCUGCUGCUCGGCGCUGGGGCGCAGCUCGAGAACGAGGAGUAUUUAAUGGGAAUCGGCGGCCGGCUGCAGACGGCUCUGGAGAAGAUGCUGAUGGCCAUCUCAGACACCACCAACCAGCUUGAACAUGCCCGGAUGACCCAGACCGAGCUGAUGCGAGAGUCCUUCCGCCACAACCAGGAGAUGAACGAGCUGCUGCAGAAGCAGGAGGAGCUGCAGGAGCGGGUGACGGAGGAGGCGCGGGCGCGGGAGCAGCUGGCCCUGGAGCUUCACCGUGCUGAGGGUUUAAUUGAUGGCUACACGGAUGAACGGGCAGCGUUGGAGGAGCAGUUGCGUCAGAAGGAGGAGCUCCAGCUGAGCCUGGAGCAAGAGCUGCAGGUUACAAGCAGCCGGCUGCGCGAGUUGGAGCAGGAAAGGAUUCAGAUGCAGGAGGAGCGCGAGCUGCUGUCACGACAACAAGACGCCAUGAAGGAGAACGCCAGCCCCCGCGAGCUUCGCCUAGUUGAAGCUGCAAUGGUUGCAGCACCUGAAGCAGACCUCUUGGAGGAGACGGAGAAGCUGAUGAAGGAGAAGGUGGAGGUCCAGCGGCAGGCGGAGAAGGAGAACACGGACCUCCUGAAGCAGGUGAAGCUCCUGGAGGCCGAGCUGGAGGAGCAGGUCAACAGGGUGGUGGACCUGGAGCACACGCAGACGACGGAGAACGGAGACCUCCGCCAGCAGGUCCAAGCCCUGGAGAAACAGCUGGAGAAGAACAGGAGGUUCCUCGAUGAGCAAGCUGUGGACCGGGAACACGAGAGGGAUUUCUUCCAGCAUGAGAUCCAGAAACUGGAGCAGCAGCUGAAGAAUCCACAGAAGCUUCAGGCCGGCUCUGAGCAAAGAAACAAAGAGGUGGACCAGCUGACCUCCCAACUGAAGGAGAAGGCGGAUUGGUGCAGUGAGCUGCUGCUCAGCUCGGAGCAGCUGCAUCGUGAGUUGGGAGAGCGCAACGAAGAGAUUGACAAGCUGGAGAGCCGCAUCCGCGAGCUGGAGCAGGCCCUGCUGGCCAGCGCUGAGUCCCUGGAGAAGGUUGAACAAAAAAAGCAGCAUGCACCCAUCAGCGAGACGAGAAACUCCACGCUGGAGGCGCAGUUACAGACGGAAAGAGAGGCUCUGGAGCGCAAAGAGAAAGAGAUCUGUAACCUGGAGGAGCAGCUGGAGCAGUUCAAAGAGGAGCUGGAGAACAAGAGUGAGGAGGUGCAGCAGCUUAACAUGCAGCUGGAGAUCCAGAGGAAGGAGAUCAGCAGCCAGCAGCAGUACCUAGAAACGAGGGACAGCAUGCUUCAGGUGAUGGAGAACAAGGACAGGGAAAUAGCACUUCUUAAUGAACAGAUCACUAAGCUCCAACACAUGGAAACAGCCUCUGAUAACAAGGAAAUUGAUGAGAGGGACGAGCUGAUAAAAGACCUGGAGUCCCAGGUGGAGUGCCUGCGGAGCGAACAAGAUCGCUUGAAGAGGAAUAAUGAGGAGGAGCUUGACCAGCUGAAUGCAGUCAUAGACAGGCUUCAACAGGAGCUGGCCAACAUUGAGCAAAAGCCGGCAACAGAGGAAGAUGAGCCGGAUAGCGCUGUAGGUGGACCAAGCAAAAAGGAUCAUGAUGAAAUGAAGCAGAGGAUGGAGCUGGCCACCGAAGAGGUCGAGACACUGAAAGCAGAGCACAGUAAACUGUUGGAGGCGUACCAGCACUUGAAGGAGAAUGCAGAAGCUAAAUCAGAAAAGAUGGAGAACUCAGCGGGCGACUUUGAAGACGCGCUCAGAGAGAAAACUGCCGGCCUUGUAGUCUUACAGGCCCAGGUGCAAGCUCUAGAGCAGAGUGCGGCAUCCAGAGUGCAAGAGCUAGAUCUCAGAAUCCAGGAGCUCGAGGACUUGGUUGGUGAAAAAGACUCUGAGAUAAACCACUUCCGCUCGCAGUUGGACCAAAGUCAAGGCUUUGCAGAUGGUCUCCAAAAGAAGGUCUCUAAUCUGGAGGAAAAACUGAGGGAAAACAUGGCUGCAGCGCUGGUAAGUCAGGCCACUCUGGAGGCCUUCCAGGAGCAGCAGCAGUUAGUGGGUUCGAAACACCAGGACCAGGACCCGCAGACGCACGCCGAGCCACACACGAAGCCAAACCCAGAGCCGCAAGCUUACGAGUUUGGCGAUUUCGGUAUUCCCCGAAUGGAUUUCAGCGGAAUGGCUCAAGCGAGGCAGGUCCCCACGGGGAAGGUGGUUCACCUGACGCAGAAGCUCCGUGAGCUGGAGGCCGGACUGAGUGGGAUGCAGAAGGACCAGGAGCUUCAGAAGCAGCUGCUCUCCAGCUCUGAGGAGGAGGUGCUGGAGUAUGAGAGGAGGCUGGCUGUGCUCAUGGACCUGCUCAAUCAGAUGAAGGCCAGGACACAGCAGAUGACGUCAGCAUCUGUGGAGGCCUCCUCUGAUGAGCAGACGGCUGUCUCACAGCUUCUUCGGGAGUUGCAGGAGGUCAGAGAGGAGGCCUCGGCCACCAAAGAGCAGCUCGACAGCUACAAGGAGAGCUGCUGCAGACUGGAGGAGGAGCUCCAGGGAAAAACAGUGGCGAUAGAAUCACUCCAGGGUCAACUUCAAAAGGUAUUAUCUGUUGAUGCCGAAAAGGAGAAAGUUGCUGAACUUGGGCAGGAACUCAUGGAGGCUCAAAAUGAGGCAGCAGCUGCUAAAGAAGAACUGAACAGCCACAAGGAAAGUCUGGAGAAACUGCAGGAGCUGCUUCAGGAGCGGGAAAUGACCAUCGCUCACCUCAAGGGAGAACUGUUCCAAGUAAAAGCUGAUGAGGACAAGUCCAACAUGACAGAGCUUCUCCGGGAGCUUGAGGAGGUCAGGAACGAUGCGGCUUCCACCAAAGAAGAAGUCAACGGCUACAGGCAGCGUAACGAGAAACUUCAGGAGGAGCUACAAGUCAGUGAAGUUUUGGUUUCUAAACUCAAAGAGGAGCUCCAGGAGGUGAGACGUAAUAAGGACACCACUGAAGAAGACGUCAACAGCUACAAGCAGCAGAAUGAAAAACUUCAGGAGGAGCUACAAGUCAGUGAAGUUUUGGUUUCUAAACUCAAAGAGGAGCUCCAGGAAGUCAAAAGUAAUACAGACACGACUAAAGGAGACGUCGACCGCUACAAGCAGCAGAAUGAGAAUCUUCAGAAGGAUCUACAAGUCAGUGAAGCUUCAAUUUCUAAGCUCAAAGAGGAGCUCCAGGAGGUCAGAAAGAAUGUGGAUUCCACCAAAGACGAACUGAGCAGCUACAGGCAGCACAAUGAGACUCUCAACGAGGAGCUGCACGCCCGCGAACUCUCUAUUUCCAAGCUUAAGGAGGAGCUCCAGGAGGUACGAACGGCCUUGAUGAAGACAGCGGACUCUGUCCCACCCUCUCCCUCUCCAUCUCCCUCUCCAUCUCCGUCUCCUCAGCCUCUCUCCUCCACUUCUUCCUCGCAGCCCAAAAGAAAAGGAAGCAAACAGCCAACUGUUAAGGCGGGCAGUGCCAAAGAUAAACCAUCUCUCUCCAGGAAAAACACAACUUCCAGCCAGUCCUCCGGCAAAUCUCACAGCCCUCGGCUCAACAGCAGCUCGGAGCAGCAACAGGCGGCUGUGACGGACUCCUUCACGCAGACCGACCCUCUGCAGGCGUCUGAUCUCGGCGCAGAGAGCAAGUCGGCCGCCAAAGACGAGGUGGAGGAGGUGAUCGGGGAGUUCCAGGAGAAGAUUGUACAGAUGCAGGAGCUCCACGCGGCAGAAAUCCUGGAUAUGGAGGCUCGGCACAUAUCCGAGAGCGAGAAUCUUCGCAGGGACACACAGACGCUGGAGGAUGAAUGUAAAGCUCUCAAAGCUGUCAUUGACAAACUGCGCUCUACGGAGGCUCCUACAGCAAGACAAGACCGCCAUACGUCACAUUUCAAAGAUGGCUACACUAGUGACAGCAGCUCAGACUACAGCCAGAGGACUGGAUACGACCUGCCGAGCUUGCAGCAGGAGUUCAGAACGACUCCAGAGGGCGCCAGAAGAGAAACAGAUGAUCAAUUACCUGACAGGAUCAAGACGUUGUUGCGUGAGGUGCACCAGGAGGGCAUGCAGGUUCUCUCCCUGUCAGAGCUCCCUCUCUCUGAAGGUGAACCAGGAAGCCAGUUCAACGUCCCAGGCUGGGUGAAAGAGAGAGACGCCCUGCUGGCAACUGUAGAGUCUCUUAAGGGCCUCAUCACCCAGAUGCAGACGCACAGGGAAACACAGACGCCGGGAGGUGUGGACUGGCGUGGGCAGCUCCUGGACGCAGUGCGUCUGGUGUUUGUGAGGGAGCGGAGCGUGUUGAAGAAUGUCCUCUACAGCCAGCUGGACCUAGUGGACACCAGCGACGCCAUCAUUCACCUCAAUCAGCUGGAGCGCAGACUGGCUGAACAGGACGCCCAGCACAGAGAGGCCAUGGGUUCACUCCACACUGCAGAAAGGUCCAGUCUCAUGUCUGAGAUUCAUCAGCUCCGUGGUCAACUAGAGCAACUUCAUCAAGUAGGUACACAGCCUGCGCUCUCAGUGGCUAGUGAACGUCUCCUGAAGGAGGGAGGAGGAGUUGAUGGAGCGGCGGAGGCUGACAGGCUGCUGGUGGAGGAGCUCAAGGCCGAACUGUCCCAGACUAAACUAGAGCUGGAGACGACGCUAAAGGCCCAACACAAACACCUGAAAGAGCUGGACACACUCAGGGCUGAAGUGUCACAGAAAGCUGCUGAGGUGGACACACUGAAUGACGAGUUGACAGGGGAGAGGAAGAGAAGCAGAGAUCUCCAGUGGGCCAUGGAGAAGGAGCAGUGUCGAACUGGGAGGACUGAGGAAAGUAAACGAGAGGAACUUGAGGACAUGUGUUUGACUCUGGAGGAACAGAAGACCCGCAUAGCCCAGCUGACGCAGACCCUGGACCAGGAGCGUCAGGCCUCGUCUCAGCUCUCCCAGCAGACUGAACAGGAGCAUCUCGGCCUCAACAGGUGUCUCCAGGAGCUUCAAGUCCAACUGGAAACAGAACGAGCUAAGACCCAGGAGAUGAGCACGGCUCUAGGGAGGGAGAGGGAGCUACGGACUGGUGCAUCCUCAGUCAGCGGGCCGUCCAAUGAGGAGAGGGUUCAUGGGGGUGGUACGGGCCUUGAAGAGGAAGAGAGUCGUCUGGAAAGACUGCAGAGGGAGCUGGAUGGCAAGCAUGCACAGGUGGUUGAUCUCCUCAGUCAGUUGGAGGCCCAGAGGCUUGAGGUUGUACGAAAGGAGGAGGAGCUGACGCUGACGACUCAGAGGUCCAGACGAGAUCAGGAGGCGCUGAUGGAGGCUCGCGCCCAGCUGGAGAAACUGGAAGCGCAACUGUCUGAGGUCCAGGAGCAGCUGGAGAAAGAGCUGGAGAGGAGAAGACGUCUGGAGGAGGACAAGGAGCGACUGAAGGAGAGGCUGAAGCAGUUAGGGGAGGAGAGAGGACCUCCGCAGGCUGACAGCCAGAGUGCCACCGACCGCACCAAAGACUGGGUGUUCCAGCAGAAGAGUGGACAUGUUGAGGCAGCGGGCUCCGGUCCGUCCCCUCACAACACGGAGACCUCUCCAGUGGGCCACACCAGCGGACUGCACCACGGCCCAUGGCGCACUGUUGACAAGAUUGUGGGCAAACUCCACCUCAUUUCCUCAAAGGUCGGCAGCAUGGCCAGCAAGACUCCUGCCAGGCUGACUGCAGAGGUCGACCGUGAUGAGUUGUCCUGGGUCCAGUCCAAUGUUGAUGAGGUCAUCACCAUGCUACAGCAAUCCCCAGGUCUACCCUCCGUCCCCGAGACUCUGUCCCUGCUGGCAGGAGGCUCCUCCAGCUCCUCCUCCAACACCCUGACGGAGCGGCUGCUGAGGCAGAACGCCGAGCUGACAGGUUUUGUCAGCCGUCUGACCGAGGAGAAGAACGAUCUGAGGAACCACACGCUGCGCUUGGAAGAGGAGCUCCGACGCCAUCGGCAGGCCGGGCUGGGAUUAGGCGACAGCUCCAUUAGAAGAGGAGUGUCAAAGAUUGACUCAGCAAGUUUGCUGCUUUCUCAAGAGCGGGAAGCUUGGACUCGAGACAAGGUCCGUCUGGAGAAAGCGCUACACCUGGCUCAGUCCCAGGUGGCCCGACUCAGGGGAGAGAUCAGGUCCGACAACCUGCGAGAGAUAACCGGACCUGAAGCUGACAACGCUGCACUGAAGAGGAUGUAUGGGAAAUAUCUGAGGUCAGAAAGCUUCCGCAAAGCACUGAUCUACCAGAAGAAGUAUCUGCUGUUACUGCUGGGUGGUUUCCAGGAGUGUGAGGAAGCCACCCUGUCGCUCUUGUCCAGGAUGGGCAGUCGACCGUCGCUUUCCAGCCUGGACUCCUACAACCAGCGCCGCCGGGGGCUGAUGCGCUUCCGCUCUGCCGUCCGAGUCUCUAUCGCCCUCUCCAGAAUGCGUUUCCUGGUGAAGCGAUGGCACAAGGCGACCGGGAUGAGCUCCACAGCCUCCUGCAGUGUCAACAAGAACGGAGCAGGACAAACAUUAGGUGCGGAGAUGAGAGAGUCGCCGUAUCUUCACCCAGGCGGUGUGGAGAUGUACAGAGACAGAGGAAGUGGAGGAGGAGGAGGAGGAGUCUCCAGCAGCAGGGGGAGAAGUGGACGUGAAUCCCCUCGAUCGGCCAUCUCCUCCACGCCACACAGGUUUCACUUGACUGGAGACCACGGAGCUCUCACCUGUUCCCACCUGCAGAGCUACGACCCCGACCGAGCGCUCACCGACUACAUCUCCAGACUGGAGGCCCUGCAGAGGAGGCUGGGCAGCGUGACAUCAGGUGCUUCGUCAUACGCUCAAUUGCACUUUGGCUUGAGAAGAUAGAUGCUGACGAGUUACAUUUGGCUUGAAGAAACUCAGUUGCCUUUCUCGUGCUGAGCGCUCUGCUGUUUUCUAUCAUUCUGGCGUGGACCGUAUCUUUCCAUGUGGACCAAAACACGUUUUUUUAUUAGUGUACGACAUGUUGUAUUCGGGCUUUUUUGUCGCCAGCACUUGAAAAACAGCUAUGUUUGUAAUUUAAAAUCUGCCUCUUUGUUGUGAAUGACACUACAAUCAUGUAUAUUUGUCUAAUGCUAAUUUAAGACUUUGUGAUUAAUUUAUAUGUUUGUGUUGUAUGGGUGGAGCGUUAAUGUAGAGGAUGUUUGGGUUCACUGUUAAGGAGGCUGCUACUGGAUAUCCUACACUACACUGUGUUUUGUUUAGGCCAGACAGACUACAGAGGACAUUUGUAGAGAACGUAUUUUUGUAAAGCGUAGGAGCUUUGAAUUUUCUGGGUAUUUUGUCAAAAACUGAAAUAAAGAGGACUACAAUAUUUCAAA